AUGUCUACGAUUGCAUCUGAGUAUGGGGCAGAGAUGAAUUCUGUCCCAAUCGAGCAUAAAUUUAAUCCCUAUUCCGACAAUGGUGGUACAGUACUAGGUAUUGCUGGUGAAGAUUUUGCCGUUUUGGCGGGUGACACGAGAAUCGUGUCAGGAUACUCCAUAGACUCACGUUACGAACCAAAAAUCUUUGACGUUGGCGACGAUAUUGUGAUGACGGCCAACGGCUUCGCCGCUGAUGGUGCCGCUUUAAUUGAUAGAUUCAAGACCCAGUACAAAUGGUACAAGUUUGACAACAACAACAAGAAGUUAACGAUCAAGUCUGCCGCUAGAUUUAUUCAGCAUUUACUAUACGGUAAAAGAUUCUUCCCUUAUUAUGUUAGCACCCUUAUUGCAGGUUUAGAUGAGGAAGGAAAAGGAGCCGUCUAUUCUUAUGACCCUGUUGGCUCAUAUGAAAGAGAGCAGUGCAGAGCGGGAGGAGCCGCUGCGUCGUUAAUAAUGCCCUUCCUUGAUAAUCAAGUCAACUUCAAAAAUCAAUAUGUUCCGGGAACUGAUGGCAAAGAGAAAAAGCCUUUACGAUACUUGAGCUUAGAUGAAGUGCUUAAAUUAGUGAAGGAUGCGUUCACUUCAGCUACAGAAAGACACAUCUACGUUGGUGAUGGUUUGGAGAUCUUUAUUGUGACGAAGGAGGGUGUGAAGAAAGAAUACUACCCAUUGAAAAGGGAUUGA
Messenger RNA from Candidozyma auris, 726 nucleotides. Its product is annotated as proteasome core particle subunit beta 6. Gene Ontology annotation, cellular component: proteasome core complex. The transcript has a single exon. The record is from RefSeq and is a predicted model, not a curated record. Lineage: Eukaryota; Fungi; Ascomycota; Pichiomycetes; Serinales; Metschnikowiaceae. The coding region runs from base 1 to 726 and encodes 241 amino acids.